This is a messenger RNA of Amphiprion ocellaris (clown anemonefish), 1144 nucleotides long. It is a transcript of the gene asip2b, whose product is annotated as agouti signaling protein, nonagouti homolog (mouse) 2b. Gene Ontology annotation, biological process: positive regulation of feeding behavior; adult feeding behavior; neuropeptide signaling pathway. The transcript has 4 exons. NCBI's taxonomy places the organism in Eukaryota, Metazoa, Chordata, Actinopteri, Pomacentridae. The record is from RefSeq and is a predicted model, not a curated record. Gene Ontology annotation, molecular function: type 1 melanocortin receptor binding; neuropeptide hormone activity. Gene Ontology annotation, cellular component: extracellular region. The coding region runs from base 175 to 525 and encodes 116 amino acids.
AUUCUCCUAUCAGUGAGAGUGAUCGGCUCUCCAGCUUCAUCUCCUGCGGCGCUCAGUCCGUCGUGUCGGGGGGCGGCGCGUCCAGCUCGGGGUGGUUCAGUGGAGCCUCCUCACAGACGCACAACCUGACCGAGGAUUUACUGAGCAACAAAUCUUACCAUCACCAUCAUCAUCAUGUGGAAGAUCUCCGGCAAACACUUGUUGUGCUUCUUGCUGCUCGUCUUCCCGCUGAGCUGGGCAGAGGACACGAAGAAAGAUGCGAGGAAGACUGAGAACGCCACAGUUUUUGGCCAAGUGAAGAGCAGACGGCUGUUUGCAAGGCAAAAGAUUUCUCCACCUCAACAAAAUCAAAAUCUUAAGCACAAAUCAAACGUCAUGGCUCCUGCACGUCGCUGCGGCCGCUUGAUGGAAAGCUGCUCCUCGCAUGUUCCGUGCUGCGACCCCUGCGCCUCCUGCCGCUGUCGACUCUUCAAUACCAUCUGCCACUGCUGGAGGAUGAACCCCCUGUGCUUAAAGAAGACCUAGACAGGACACCCAGACGUGCACACUGAUACGUGCACAAAUACACAGCAGCAGACAUAUAGACACAGAGGUAUUUCCAUAUAUUGCCUUCUGGCUUGUUGGUUUUCCUCUUCGGCAGUGCAAGGGCAGUUUCAGUUCAUAUUAUUACAGUUCAGAGUAAGCUACUACACAGACUGAUGGAACAAGAGAAAGCUCUUCUUUGUGAGGCAAGAAUCUUAAAAAAACAACAAAAACAACGUAGUCUUAACCUACAUACUGUAGUUGGGUUUAUCUGUAGAUGUGACACAGUUUGGGUGACAUGCUUUUUCCUUCAUGUAGACAUAAAUAUGUGUAUCACAUUUUAACUGUGUGUUAUGCCUCGGGCAAUCCCUGCACUAUCGCUGCUUUGGAAUAUAUUUAUAAUUUCUAUUCUCUAUUAUCCAUGCUAAUCAUGUAGGGGCAUCGGUUGUUGGAUUUACAUUUUAAAAAAUGUGGAUAAAUGUCCUGUUAUGUAAACAAUGCAUUGAAGAAUACAUAUACAUGAGUCCCAGUUGUGAAAUCACCAGUUAUCCGUGUGUGGAUUUAUGAGCUGAAGUGUGUUUCUAUUUUUGCUAUUAUAUAAAUACUGUGUGAUAUAAACUUA